CCCCCUGAAAUUCCGAAAAUGUCCAGUUGAAAUCAAAAUGUACAACACCUGGAAGCAUCUGCUUGAAGCGGCAUCAAUCGCUGCACUGCACUGUGCUGCAGAGGAUCGUAUCUUGAAGUCUCCGGAAAUAACUAAUACUUAGUGUGUAAAAUCAAUCUCAUUCGCCAGAAUAUUCAUAAUUGAUAACCCCUCAUCAGACAAGACUCAUAUGGUUGUAUGUAAUUCGUAGGAUUGUAUCUGCAAGAACGGCAGUGGAAAUUCUUGGUGUUUGGGGGUUUAAUUAAUGUUAAUUAGCUGUUCAGUGAUUAAUUUAGUUUCUUGAAAAGCUGAUUUUGAUAUGGUAAUGUCAUAAUGAAUUGAUAAAUAUAAUUUUGGCAUCCAGCAGUGAGAGAAGGAAGAUUGGGAUGAACUGGGAUAUGGAAAGAGUAGGGUUGAUACGAUUGUUGGAUGUAGGUAUACGCUUGUGCAUGUUGUAGACAGUGAUAUAGAGUGUAUAGGUAGAGUUAGCGUAUAAAUGGCGAUCAUGAGGCGUAGAAAAGGCGGGGGAGGGAAGAGGUCUGAGAAUCCAGAGCACCAAUCGGAUGAGAAUAAGGAGAAAAAGGGCAAGGAAUCGGAGGAGAAUUCAAAAUCGGGUUCCGCGAAUUUGAAUGUUAAUUUGAAUCUUAAUUUGCACUCGGGUUCGGUGGCGAAGAAAUCAAGGAAGAAAUGGAGCUGUGUGGAUGGUUGUUGCUGGUUUAUUGGAUGCAUAUGCUCGAUGUGGUGGUUUUUGCUGUUCCUUUACAACGCAAUGCCACCGUCCUUUCCGCAGUACGUGACGGAGGCGAUUACUGGCCCACUGCCGGAUCCGCCGGGAGUGAAGUUAGCCAAGGAUGGGUUGAAAGCGAAGCAUCCAGUGGUUUUUGUUCCUGGGAUAGUGACCGGGGGGCUUGAGUUGUGGGAAGGGCACGCUUGUGCUGAGGGGUUGUUCAGAAAGAGACUCUGGGGUGGUACCUUUGGUGAAGUCUAUAAAAGACCCUUGUGCUGGGUUGAGCACAUGUCACUGGAUAAUGAAACCGGAUUGGAUCCUCCUGGUAUAAAGAUCAGGCCUGUUUCUGGCCUUGUAGCAGCUGAUUACUUCGCUCCAGGUUAUUUUGUUUGGGCAGUUUUAAUAGCCAACUUGGCUCGUAUUGGAUAUGAGGACAAAAAUAUGUAUAUGGCAGCAUACGAUUGGAGGCUCUCAUUCCAAAAUACUGAGGUUCGAGACCAAACUCUCAGCAGGAUAAAAAGUAACAUAGAGCUCAUGGUUGCUACGAGUGGCGGUAAAAAGGUGGUGGUUGUUCCACAUUCAAUGGGUGUUCUGUAUUUCUUGCAUUUCAUGAAGUGGGUGGAGGCACCUAAACCAAUGGGUGGUGGGGGUGGACCAAAUUGGUGUGCUGAGCAUAUAAAGGCUGUAAUGAACAUUGGUGGACCUUUCCUGGGUGUUCCUAAAGCAGUUUCAGGAUUGUUCUCUGCUGAAGCCAAAGAUAUAGCAAUUGCGAGGGCCAUUGCACCAGGUGUUUUGGAUAGGGAUGUAUUUGGGUUUCAAACUCUACAGCAUGUGAUGCGCAUGACUCGUACUUGGGACUCAACAAUGUCAAUGAUACCAAAGGGUGGGGACACUAUCUGGGGUGGACUUGAUUGGUCGCCAGAAGAAGGUCAUGCGUGUAGUUCAAAGAAGAACAGCAAUGAUCAGAUAGCAGGCUAUAACAGGACAGAGGAUUUGGCUAAUUCUGGUGGGGUGAAGUAUGGAAGAAUUAUAUCAUUUGGAAAAGAUGUGGCUGAUUUACGUUCAUCAGACAUUGGGAGUGUUGAUUUUAGGGGUGCUUUCAAGGGAAACAAUCUGGCAAACAUAACCUGCCGUGAUGUAUGGACAGAGUACCAUGAUAUGGGCAUUGGUGGAAUCAAAGCAGUAGCUGAUUAUAAAGUCUACACAGCUGGUUCGAUCUUGGAUCUGCUUCAUUUUGUUGCACCAAAAAUGAUGAAGCGUGGCGGUGCCCAUUUUUCAUAUGGAAUUGCUGAUGAUCUGAGUGACAAAAAGUAUGAACAUUUCAAAUACUGGUCAAAUCCCCUUGAAACAACAUUACCAAACGCACCAGACAUGGAAAUCUUUUCAAUGUAUGGAGUAGGGAUCCCUACUGAAAGAGCAUAUGUAUAUAAGUUCAGUCCUGCUGCAGAGUGCUUUAUUCCUUUCCAGAUUGACACCUCAGUUGAUGGUGCAGAUGACAACCAUUGUCUGCAAGGAGGAGUAUAUUCGGUUGAUGGAGAUGAAACCGUCCCAGUUCUAAGUGCUGGAUUUAUGUCUGCCAAAGGUUGGCGAGGAAAGACUAGAUUCAAUCCAUCCGGAAUACGUACCUUCUUAAGAGAGUACAAUCAUGCCCCUCCUACAACUCUUUUAGAGGGCAGGGGAACCCAAAGUGGUGCUCAUGUUGAUAUAAUGGGAAACUUUGCUCUAAUUGAAGAUAUCAUUAGAGUUGCAGCAGGUGCCACCGGAGAAGAGAUAGGAGGAGAUAAAGUGCACUCUGAUAUUUUCAAAUGGUCAGAAAGGAUUAAAUUAAGACUUUAGAAUGUUUUCAUGUACUAUAAUGUGAGUUCUCUACCCUUCACAAUUUGUUCACAAGGCUGUUGAACAGCGACUUGGCUCUGUUGGGAACCCUCAGCAUUCAGGUCUAUAAACACAUUGGUAAUUUACAUCAUUAUGACUCCUGAUCUAUAUCUGCUUUGGAGUAUUUACUAGUCUCAGUUGCAGCACGUAGUUGAUGCUUGCUUUUCCGAUUUGUUAGAGAGACGACUGACGAAGCAUAUUCUGCUUCUAUUCAUGCCGAGAAAACUUGGGAUGUGGAAUGUCUUUAGAGUUUCUAUUGCCCUGGUUCACGCAACCUAUAGCUAACCGGGCAGGCCAGAUGCAAGAAGUGCUGAGGUUGGGUACCGACUACUCUGUUGUAGUCAUUAGCAUGAAUCAGGACUGUGAGUGGAACAAUAGACCAUGGCAGAAUCAAAGUGCAACCGGUAUCCGCUUGCAUUUGCUGGCCUUUAAUGUCCCAAGAAAUUUUGUUAGUUCAUUAACCACAUUGAUGGAUUUGGAUUGAGUGGAUGACUUGAAGAAAGGAUUCUAAAUGAUUUCAUA
Molecule: messenger RNA, 3142 nt
Organism: Sesamum indicum (sesame)
Lineage: Eukaryota; Viridiplantae; Streptophyta; Magnoliopsida; Lamiales; Pedaliaceae
Product: phospholipid:diacylglycerol acyltransferase 1
Biological process (GO): lipid metabolic process
Source: RefSeq, a predicted model, not a curated record